Molecule: messenger RNA, 5258 nt
Organism: Dermochelys coriacea (leatherback sea turtle)
Lineage: Eukaryota; Metazoa; Chordata; Testudines; Dermochelyidae
Gene: SEMA5B
Product: semaphorin 5B
Exons: 23
Coding region: 769-4047 (1092 amino acids)
Biological process (GO): negative regulation of axon extension involved in axon guidance; axon extension; semaphorin-plexin signaling pathway
Molecular function (GO): semaphorin receptor binding; chemorepellent activity
Source: RefSeq, a predicted model, not a curated record
GAACAGGCUUGCAAACUGCUUGCACGCGAAAACACCCAGCUAUGCAGUUGGUAAGCCCGUGAGAAACAGUUCCUCGGCAAACGCACACAAGGCAGGCAUUGUGCCUGCCAGACAAGGCGAGGACAAAUAUUGCAACGGCUUUAUUAAAGAGGCCAGCGAGCCCCAGUGUAAACGGCUACCGUGGGUCUCGCUUGCAAGGGGUUUUCAAAGGCACGGGAGCCCGGCUUCCUGGAGGGCGGAUACGGAGGAAGGCGCUGGCUGCACCGCGAGCUGCUAACCAGAAGUGGGAGCGGAUCAUCUAGCCAGGCUCUGUGCGUGCUGGAAGGGAGGGAGCGGCGAGUAAAUAAAUGCCCCGCUGAACUUUGAAUAUAUUAGUUGACAUCAGUGUGAGUGGGGCUGCCAGCCCCUGGCUCCCCCCCCUUCUCCUCUCUGAUGGGAAGAGUGGGAGCGCUCCUGAUAGGAGCUGCCGGGCUGCUCCGGGGUGGAAGGCAGCGAGAGGAGGGACGGAGGCGACUUGGGUCCCGAGAACCCGCUGCCGGCCACCGGGAUCUUGCUGGGAGCCUCUCGCAUGGGAGACCAGGGUGGCUGAGAAGCGGUGGACUUGUCUGAGCUGCCCCCCCCCCGCACCCAGCAGAUCCAGAGCAAGAUGUGCAAGUUACUACAGGAUAUUUCCCUGAGUGUAACUUUGAAUGUGACACACCAGUGAUGCAGAGACAGUAUCCUCUCAGGGCCUACCUUGGAAGCUAGAUCUGCAGCAGGCCUCCAAUCAUGGUUGUAUCAAGAUUAAAGGGCAUUUCUCUGUCAUUGGCAAGCCUUUUCCUUCUCACUUUUCAUCUCUCAGCAUCACAGAAUGCACCCGAAUACCCUGAAACUGAGCAACAGCAAUGCAUCAGAAGAGAACACCCCACCAUUGCUUUCGAAGAUCUGAAGCCCUGGGUGUCGACUUUCACCUAUCCAGGUGUACAUGACUUUUCUCAGCUCGCAGUGGAUGCCAACAGGAAUCAGCUCGUUGUGGGAGCAAGGAACUACCUCUUCAGACUUAGUCUACACAAUGUUUCUCUUAUCCAGGCAACAGAAUGGGGCUCAGAUGAAGACACUAGGAGGUCCUGUCAGAGUAAAGGAAAAACUGAGGAGGAAUGCCAGAACUAUGUGCGAGUGCUGAUCGUUUAUGGCAAGAAGGUUUUUACCUGUGGUACCAAUGCCUUUUCUCCAGUGUGUUCCAGUAGACAGGUAGGAAAUCUUAGUAAAACCAUUGACAAAAUAAAUGGAGUGGCUAGAUGUCCGUAUGACCCUCGGCACAACUCGACAGCCGUGAUUACAUCACGGGGAGAACUCUAUGCUGCUACUGUAAUUGAUUUCUCUGGACGGGAUCCUGCUAUUUACCGCAGCCUUGGAAAUGUUCCCCCUCUUCGGACUGCACAAUACAACUCCAAAUGGCUUAAUGAGCCCAACUUUAUUGCUGCCUAUGACAUUGGUUUGUUCACCUACUUCUUUUUCCGUGAGAAUGCGGUGGAACAUGAUUGUGGGAAAACUGUCUAUUCCCGAGUGGCCAGAGUUUGCAAAAACGACAUUGGGGGGAGAUUUUUGCUGGAGGACACGUGGACGACUUUUAUGAAGGCCAGGCUGAACUGCUCCCGCUCUGGAGAAAUCCCCUUCUAUUAUAAUGAACUGCAAAGCACCUUCUAUCUUCCUGAGCAAGACUUGAUCUAUGGAGUCUUCACUACCAAUGUAAACAGUAUAGCUGCUUCAGCAGUAUGUGCCUUCAACCUCAGUGCCAUUACUCAGUCGUUUAAUGGCCCUUUCCGAUACCAGGAGAAUCCAAGAUCAGCAUGGCUGCCAACAAUAAACCCCAUCCCUAAUUUUCAGUGUGGGAUGCUGAAUGACAACAGUCCUAACGAGAACCUGACGGAAAGGAUCCUGCAGGAUGCCCAGCGCUUGUUCCUGAUGAAUGACGUGGUUCAGCCAGUCUCUGUGGAUCCAUAUGUCACUCAGGACAGCAUUCGAUUUUCCAAACUGGUGGUUGACAUUGUUCAAGGAAAGGAUACUCUCUACCAUGUGAUGUAUAUCGGGACAGAGUAUGGCACCAUUUUGAAGGCACUUUCUACCACUAAUAGGAGCCUGAGGAGUUGUUAUAUAGAGGAAAUGCAGAUUCUUCCCGACGGUCAACAGGAACCAAUCAAGAGCCUCCAAAUCCUGCAUAGUGACAGGUCACUGUUUGUGGGUUUAAAUAAUGGAGUGCUAAAAAUUCCUCUGGAGAGGUGUUCAGUGUACAGAACAGAAGGGGAAUGUCUAGGAGCCAGGGACCCAUACUGUGGCUGGGAUAACAAACAGAAACGAUGUACCACCAUUGAGGAUAGCUCCAACAUGAGCCUGUGGACUCAGAAUAUUACUGAGUGCCCGGUGAAAAACCUGACAACAAAUGGGAGAUUGGGGCCCUGGUCCCCAUGGCAACCAUGUGAGCAUUUGGAUGGGGACAGCACAGGCUCUUGUAUGUGCAGGUCACGGUCCUGUGACAGCCCUCGCCCACGCUGCGGGGGUCGCGUCUGCGAAGGGGCCAGGAUCGAGAUUGCAAAUUGUUCAAGAAAUGGAGCUUGGACACCCUGGUCCACCUGGGCCCAAUGCAGCACCUCCUGUGGGAUUGGCUUUCAGGUCCGUCAGAGAUCGUGCAGCAACCCUGCUCCGCGGUAUGGGGGCAGGGUCUGUGUUGGACAGAGCAGAGAAGAGAGAUUCUGCAACGAGAACAGUCCAUGCCCAUUACCAAUAUUUUGGUCGUCGUGGGGCCCCUGGAAUAAAUGUAGUGCAAAUUGUGGUGGAGGGAUACAUUCCAGGCAGAGGUCCUGUGAAAAUGGCAACACCUGUCCGGGCUGCGCUGUGGAAUACAAGACCUGCAAUCCAGAGGGCUGCCCAGAGGUGCGCAGAAACACGCCCUGGACCCCCUGGAUGCCUGUGAACCUCACCCAGAAUGGAGCCCGCCAAGAACAGCGCUUCCGCUACACCUGCCGCGCCCAACUGGCUGAUCCUCAUGAGCUGCAGUUUGGGAGGAAGAAGACGGAGAGUCGAUUCUGCCCCAAUGACGGCUCGGCGGUUUGUGAUACUGACUCUCUAGUUGAUGAUCUUCUAAAGACUGGUAAAACCUCUGCACGGAUUAUCAAUGGGGGCUGGUCCUUUUGGGGGGCCUGGUCAUCAUGUUCCAGGGACUGUGAAUUGGGCUUUCGGAUCCGGAAGAGAACAUGCACAAACCCAGAGCCUAAAAAUGGCGGCCUGCCCUGCGUGGGGUCAGCAAUGGAAUACCAAGAUUGUAACCCACAUCCCUGCCCAGUAAAAGGUUCGUGGUCUUGCUGGACCCCUUGGUCUCAGUGUUCAGCAACCUGUGGGGGAGGACACUACCAACGUACCCGCACCUGUACCAACCCAGCGCCGUCCAGCGGAGAGGAUAUCUGCAUUGGCCUGCACACCGAGGAGGCGCUCUGCAACACACACUCCUGCAAAGGUGGGUGGUCGGACUGGUCAGAGUGGAGCCUGUGCAACGAAGACGGGAUCCAGUAUCGCAGCCGUUAUUGCGAGAUGCACAAUCCAGAGUCCUCUCAGUGUGUCGGAAACAGCACGCAGUACCAAGAUUGCCUGUACAAUGAGAUUCCCGUGAUCCUGCCGGCCUCAAGCAUUGAUGAGAGCACGAACUGUGGAGGGUUUAGUCUCAUCCAUCUGAUUGCCACCGGGGUCUCCUGCUUCUUCGGUUCCAGUCUCCUAACGUUUGUGAUCUAUGUGUACUGUCAGCGCUGUCAGCGGCAGUCCCAGGAAUCGACUAUUAUCCACCCAACCACUCCCAACCAUCUCCAUUACAAAGGCAACACAACCCCCAAGAAUGAAAAGUACACGCCCAUGGAAUUCAAGACGCUUAACAAGAACAACUUAAUACCUGAUGAAAGGACCAACUUCUACCCCUUGCAGCAAACCAACGUGUACGCUACAACCUAUUAUCCCAGUACAUUGAAUAAAUAUGACUACAGGCCUGAGGCCUCCCCUGGAAGGACCUUUACCAACAGCUGAUGAUGGACAGACUGUCUAAGGACUGGAUCAUUUCCUAUAUGAAUUGUUUUUUAAACUGAGUUUAUGGACCAAAUAUUGGCCCGGUCUCUAGAUGUAAAUAUUGUACAAGUAGGGCCUUUUUUGGGGGGGGGGGUUAACUGUAUUACUUGUAAACAGCACAUCUCCUUAAGUGGACAGAAUGCUUAUGGAUCAUGGACCAUUCUGCAAAAACUUUUGUGGAUAUUUGGCUGGAAAUGACACUUACUACUGCAAAUAUUCGUGGCCGGAUGAUCAGUAUUUCUGUCUGAGGCCUGAAUUGCAGAGGAGCUGAUUGCAUGCUGUGUUAGGUUUCCACCAUGCUACACCAGUGUGUUCUAAGAAACCUUACAGAUAGCUCCUUAGAGCAAUGGCUGAUUGUACAGUGACUCGACAAUGGCGGUACAUUGAAUGACACUUCGUUCACAAGACGAGCUGCCAGGGAUUUCAUCAUGCGAGAAACUAGAACAAAGUUUUAGGUUUAUAGUGGUGUCUCCAGCAUCACCAGAAGAUUCCUUUCACAUUGCAAGAAAUAGCCUCCACAGUCUUCUUUGGUAACAUCCAGUUCAACUGGGGAAAGAAAACACACAAUGUCCUCUACCCAAAGAAGCAUUUCAGAAUAUUUCCAGUCUUAAUUAAAAGAAAAUGAUACAGGCAAUGAGAUGUUAAGUGAAGUAAAUGUUGGACGAAUGAGAUGUGGACUGUGGUUGCAGAACAAAGAUGUGCAUAGCACUGGAAAAAAUGUGAGGAGUGCUGUACAUGAGCCGUGAGCUUUCUUUGAAAUGACAUUUACUUUUUUCCCCUCCAACUUUGAUUCUGUUCAUAUCUGCAAGAAGUGAUGACUGAUGGCCCGACCUUCCUCUUGUGAAAUCACUAAGCUUGGGGCUAAUUCUUAUUUUAUUAUUAUUUUUUUAGUUCACUUAUUUUUCAAAGAGUAAAACAUUCUGAAUUUUUGGCACGGUAUUUUUCUAAGGAAUGUAUUCAUAGCAUACCAUGAUGCAGAAAGUCUGUUGCACAUUCUUCAGUGUCUUCCAGUCAGUGCUCCAUCAAAUAAUUAUACAGCUGAAUAAUGUGCAUUGUUUGCCAAUAUUCCUUUAGAUUUCUCAGCUAGAAACAAACAAACAAAAAAUCUUGCUACAGUUAUUAAAGUAAAUUGGGACUGUAGUGUUAUUAAACAUUAUAUCCAGCCUUGAAAU